This is a messenger RNA of Adineta steineri, 1062 nucleotides long. The record is from the annotation of a GenBank genome assembly. Lineage: Eukaryota; Metazoa; Rotifera; Eurotatoria; Adinetida; Adinetidae.
AUGUUCGGCAUUUUGAUUGUAUUCUUUUAUUGUAUUACAUCAGCUUAUGGUCAUGGCUAUCUACUUGAACCUGUAGCUCGUAGUUCAGCAUGGCUUGUCGAUCCAUCAUUUAAACAAUGUUGUACUUGGCCACAACAUAAUGAAAUGUUUUGUGGUGGUAUAGGACAUCAAUGGAAUAUUAAUGAUGGAAAAUGUAGUAUUUGUGGUGAAGCUUAUGAUAAACCAGUAAAAUUAUUUGAGAAAGGUGGAACAAUGUAUAAAGGUACAAUUGUUCAAAAAUAUACUCAAGGACAACAGAUCGAAGUAAAAGUUGUUUUAUCAGCUAAUCAUAAAGGUUAUUUUGAAUUUCGUUUAUGUAAUCUGGAUGCUAGUCCAUUAGCUGAUGCUACCCAAGAAUGUCUUGAUCAUAAUUUAUUAAAAAUUGCUGAUACGGAUUCAACUAAAUUUAGUGAUGUUGGUAAAUAUGGGUCAACAACGAUUAAUAUUCGUGUACAACUUCCUCCAAAUGUUGCUUGUCAACAUUGUGUUUUUCAAUGGAAAUAUACAGCAGGAAAUAAUUGGGGUACAGAUCCUAUUACAGGUCAAUCUGGCGGUGGUCUAGGAAGAGAAAAUGAAACAUUUAUGGGUUGUUCUGAUAUUGCUAUUCUACAUACUGGUUCACCUACUGAACCACCUAUGGUUAUAAUUCCGACAACACCUACAAUUACAACAACAUCUAUAACGACAGGAACUAACACUAAUAAUGCACAAGUAACAACCUCAUCAAAUCAAUGGACAUGGCCAUCAUCAUCAAGUCAAGGAUCAGUACCAACAACAACAUACCAUUGGACAUGGCCAACACUAUCAAGUCAAGAAUCAGUAACACCAAUGACUACUAGUACUUUUCGUGCUCCACUCGGUUUAACAACAUGGUCAUCGGAACUUUUUGAAUAUCAAAUAGGUGAUGAAGUCAUGUAUGAUGAUAUUAAAUAUCGAUGUGUUGCACCACAUCGAUCAUUUCCAGGUGCCGAACCAGGUGUACUUACUUGGGCAUGGUGGCAACGUGUUGAAGAAGAAAGUUAA